Colletotrichum truncatum is the source of this 843-nucleotide messenger RNA. Its product is annotated as HpcH/HpaI aldolase. NCBI's taxonomy places the organism in Eukaryota, Fungi, Ascomycota, Sordariomycetes, Glomerellales, Glomerellaceae. The record is from RefSeq and is a predicted model, not a curated record. Gene Ontology annotation, cellular component: cytoplasm. Gene Ontology annotation, molecular function: aldehyde-lyase activity.
AUGGGCUCACUCGGCAGUCACAACGCGACAAACUACAUGCUGUCUAACCCGUUUAGAACCCGCAUCCUAGCGGGCGAAAUCUGCCCAGUCAUGACGGUUAAAAUGGCAAUUUCCAACGAGAUAGCAAUGAUGUGCAAAAUGGCUGGGAUCUAUGGCAUGUUUAUCGAAAUGGAGCACUCCACGCUCGACGCCCGAGAUGUGGGCCAAUUAGUCCUCGCUUGCAACUACGUUGGCGUCUCCCCUAUUGUGCGAGUUCCCUCCAAAUCCCACUGGCACAUCAGCAGGGCAUUUGAUUGCGGAGCGGCGGCGGUUGUCGUCCCUCACGUCGAGACUGUUGCGGAGGUGCGCGAUCUCGUCAAGUAUGCCAAAUUCGCCCCCAUUGGCGCCCGCGGGUGCUCCAAUGCGCAGCCUAUUCUCAAUUUCCAGAACGUACCGACACUGGCACAGAACGAGUUGCUCAAUAGGGAAACGAUGCUGAUACCUAUGAUCGAAACUCCGGACGCCGUAGAGCUAGUUGAAGAGUUCCUAGCCAUUGAGGGCGUCGAUGGUAUCCUUAUCGGUUCCAACGACCUUACCACGGAUAUGGGCAUCCCGGGACAAUACGACAACCCAACGUAUCAGGACGCCGUGACUAAGAUUGUGCUGGCCGGUAAGAAGGCCGGCAAGCCUAUCGGCAUUGGUGGUAUCGGCCCAAGAAAGGACCUACUGGAGAAAUGGUUUGCUAUGGGCGCGAGCUGGUCGCUUAGUGGUCAAGACAUGGGCGUGCUGCAGGCGGGUAUGAAAAAGAUUGGCGAGGACUACCGAGCAAUUGGAGAGCGCGUAGCCAAAGUUAGGGCGACGUAG